UCCAAAGUCAAAAUCAAAAUCAAAAUCAAAAUAGUGAGCGGCCACAAAUUACAUCGCUGCUUUCUCUCUCUAGAAUGAUUCAGAGAUGGCACAAGAAGAAGACCCAACUUCCACUCAUAGCAAUCGUCUUCUUCCUCUUCGUCCUCUGCACCAUCUUCUACAACGAACACCGCUUUCAAGAAAUCCACCGGAACGAAAACCGGAAACCAAAUGAUAUCGCUACUCGGAAUGAUGUCAAGAAGACAUUUUCUUCCCUCAGUCGAAGCAGUUCGAAAGCUUCUGCAGGGACUUUGGAUAGAUUCAGCAUCUGUAACUCUACAGUAAAGUACAAUGGAAGAUCUAAUUUGAACACACCUUUGCUUCAAUCUGAUGAGCAAGAAAACACGAAAGAUUCGUGCAAUGUGUUUUCGGGCAGAUGGGUAUUUGACAACAUUUCGGUUCCGCUUUAUAAUGAAUCUGAUUGUCCAUACAUGUCUGACCAAUUGGCUUGUCACAAACAUGGAAGACCUGAUUUGAUGUACCAAAACUGGAGAUGGCAACCUCAUGGCUGUGAUUUAAAGAGAUGGAAUGCAACUGAGAUGUGGGAUAAAUUGAGGGGAAAGAGAUUGAUGUUUGUAGGUGACUCGCUAAACAGAGGCCAAUGGAUAUCAAUGUUAUGCUUAUUAGAGUCCGUAAUCCCUGCCAAUAAGAAGUCAAUCACACCAAAUGCCCCGCUUACCAUAUUCCGAGCAGAGGAAUACAAUGCAACAGUGGAAUUUCAGUGGGCCCCACUUAUAGUCGAGUCAAACUCAGAUGAUCCAGUCAAUCACAGAUUGGAUGAGAGAAUAAUCCGUCCAGAUUCUGUUCUUAGGCAUGCAUCUGAAUGGGAUCAUGUUGAUAUAUUGGUUUUUAACUCGUACUUGUGGUGGAGACAAGGCCCUGUAAAGUUGUCAUGGAGUAACGAGGAAAAUGGAGUAUGUGAAGAAGCGGAGAGCUUAGACGCCAUGGAGUUGGCCAUGAAUGAAUGGGCAAAGUGGAUAGAAUCUAAUGUCGAUCCAUUGAAGAAGAAAGUGUUUUUCGUUACAAUGUCCCCUACUCAUCUAUGGAGUCGGGAGUGGGAACCGGAAACGGAAGGGAACUGUUAUAAUGAAAAAGCUCCUAUCGAAGAUGAAAGAUAUCGGGGAAGUGGUUCGGAUCUUCCUACAAUGAGGAUGGUGGGGAAUAUUGUAAAUAAGUUGAAGUCUAAGGUUAGUGUUAUAAACAUUACUCAGAUGUCUGAAUACCGAAAAGACGGUCACCCGUCAAUCUAUAGGAAAUUUUGGGAAAGUCGAUCGGCUGAGCAGUUGGCAAACCCGGCGAGUUAUUCCGAUUGCAUACAUUGGUGCUUGCCUGGUGUCCCUGAUGUUUGGAAUCAACUGUUGUUCCAUUUUCUAUGAAUACAAAGUUUUGUGCUUCAUGGCAUAUUGCAGUGGGUUUUUUUUUUAUUAAAACAAGAUUUUGAAUCCUGUGCUGAAUCAAAGAUGGCGAUUUGGCUGCGGUCAGGUCUUCGGGUGAUUGAUGACUGAAAUGUUGUUCACAAAAGAGUAAACUGUAUGAAAAUGUAAUGAACUUCAAUUGUAACCAUGUCUGGUAAAUAUGAUCUUAUAUUUUAUUUAUUUUUGUUCA
Helianthus annuus (common sunflower) is the source of this 1644-nucleotide messenger RNA. Its product is annotated as protein trichome birefringence-like 35. NCBI's taxonomy places the organism in Eukaryota, Viridiplantae, Streptophyta, Magnoliopsida, Asterales, Asteraceae. The transcript is spliced from 6 exons. The record is from RefSeq and is a predicted model, not a curated record. Gene Ontology annotation, cellular component: Golgi apparatus. The coding region runs from base 75 to 1415 and encodes 446 amino acids. Gene Ontology annotation, molecular function: O-acetyltransferase activity.